AUGUCUCCAACAACCACUCUUACAACGCGCAGAGGUACGCAGGGUAAACCUGCUACCUCCGGGGUUCCGAAUCAAACGCUAUACUGUACCAACCUUCCGGACAAGCUGCGCAAACUUGACUUGCGGCUCUCGCUAUACACCCUGUUCUCCACCUACGGAACCGUUUUGGACGUGGUGGCUAUGAAGACCAAGAAGAUGCGCGGUCAGGCCCAUAUCGUGUUCAAGGAUGUCCAAGCUAGCACACAAGCAAUGCGUGCGCUUCAGGGGUUUGAGUUUUUUGGCAAGCAAAUGAAAAUUGUUUAUGCGAAAGGCACUUCGGAUGUUAUUGCCAGACUCCGCGGAACAUAUAGUAUGGCACCAGCGGGUGCUGCAGCUCAGCCUGGGGUCGCAUCUUCAGAUUUGCAAAGGUCGAUCUUCAGCGGACCUCCCGGGUCGGCAGCGCUACCGCCGAAAUCCACCGGGGAGGUUAACGGUGAUCCCCUGGCAACCCAAGGAGUCAAGCGGCCUCGCGAGGAGGAAAGUGACGGAGGGGAAGCACCGAUGGAUGAGGACAGCGAUGUGCCGAUGGAAGCCUCAUCCGAUGAAGACUAG
This is a messenger RNA of Aspergillus steynii IBT 23096, 591 nucleotides long. RefSeq names its product U2 snRNP complex subunit MSL1. The record is from RefSeq and is a predicted model, not a curated record. Gene Ontology annotation, molecular function: pre-mRNA intronic binding; U12 snRNA binding. Gene Ontology annotation, cellular component: U12-type spliceosomal complex. The coding region runs from base 1 to 591 and encodes 196 amino acids. Gene Ontology annotation, biological process: mRNA splicing, via spliceosome. NCBI's taxonomy places the organism in Eukaryota, Fungi, Ascomycota, Eurotiomycetes, Eurotiales, Aspergillaceae. The transcript is spliced from 3 exons.